Dothidotthia symphoricarpi CBS 119687 is the source of this 1969-nucleotide messenger RNA. Its product is annotated as FAD/NAD(P)-binding domain-containing protein. The record is from RefSeq and is a predicted model, not a curated record. Lineage: Eukaryota; Fungi; Ascomycota; Dothideomycetes; Pleosporales; Dothidotthiaceae. Gene Ontology annotation, molecular function: NADP binding; N,N-dimethylaniline monooxygenase activity; flavin adenine dinucleotide binding. Bases 1 to 1869 code for a protein of 622 amino acids. The transcript is spliced from 6 exons.
AUGGCGCCAGAUCUCAACUCUAUUGGCAAGGACGGCCAAUGGGACUAUUCAACCCCGGGCUCAACUGGGUACAAUAUCCCAGAUAUCGCUUACGAUGUACGUUCUUUGCAUAUGGUAAAGUUGAGGGUAUUGACGAUCGGCACUGGUGUGUCCGGGAUCCAGGCGGCAUACCAGAUCCAAAAGAAUUGUGAGAAUGUUGAGCAUGUCAUGUAUGAAAAGAACGCAGGCCUGGGAGGGACCUGGUUAGAGAAUCGUUAUCCUGGUGCCGCUUGCGAUGUUCCGUCCCAUGCCUAUACCAUGAACUUUGCUCUCAACCCAGACUGGCCCCGCUUCUUCUCACACGCCCCGGAUAUCGAGGCGUAUCUUCGCAAGGUAUGCGAGGUAUUUGAUCUUCUGAAGUACAUGACUUUUAACACUGAGGUCAUCCGCGCCGAAUGGCAAGACAAUACUGGAAAGUGGAAAGUUAGUCUUCGACAGAAGACACCAUCCGGCGAGACGAGAGAGUUCGAAGAUGAAUGCGACCUGCUACUUUACGCGACUGGAUUCCUGAACAGCUAUAAAUGGCCAAAGAUCAAAGGCGUUGACAAGUUCAAGGGACGAGUAGUCCAUACAGCUGCAUGGCCGGAGGACUAUCAGAAGGAACAAUGGGCCAACGAUCGGGUGGCGAUCAUCGGAUCUGGAGCUUCGUCAAUCCAAACAGUGCCAAACAUGCAACCUUUCGCUAAGCAUCUGGACGUUUUUGUGCGCACGGGUGUUUGGUUUGUUCAGGUUGCUAACAACUACGGCCAAAACAAAGAGUACUCGCAAGAAGAGCGUGAUGCAUUCCGCAAUGACCCGAAAAAGCUUGUCGCGCAUGCCAAGGACAUUGAGAAUCAAAUCAACGGGGGUUGGGGAGCAUAUUACACUGGGUCAGAAGCCCAGAAGAAGGCGCAAGACUUCUCGAAAGGGAGAAUGCAAGACUUCAUCAAGGAUAAGAGGCUGUUGGAGGGGUUCACGCCCAAGUUCGAAGUUGGCUGCCGUCGUGUUACACCUGGAGAUCCUUACAUGGUAGCCAUCCAGAAAGAAAACGUCGACGUGCAUUUCACGGCUGUCGAAGAGAUCACUGAGAAGGGCGCGAUUGGCGGGGACGGCGUCGAGCGCGAAGUUGACACAAUCGUCUGUGCAACAGGCUUUGACGUGAGCUACCGCCCGCGUUUCCCAGUCAUUGGUAAGAACGGUGUCGAUCUGCACGACAAGUGGAAGACUGAACCGCUUUCCUACCUUGGUCUGGGAUGUCCGGAUAUGCCCAACAUGAUCAUGUUUGUUGGACCUACUUGGCCUGUGGAAAACGGUUCCGUGACUGGCCCGCUUCUAAGUGUCGCUGAGUACGCGCUCCAAGUCAUCAAGAAAAUGCAGCGCGAUCACAUCAAGUCUUGGGUCCCGCGCCAGGACAUUACAGACCGCUACAACGAGCAUGCGCAAGAAUGGAUAAAACACACUGUGUGGAAAUCUGACUGCAGAGCGUGGUAUCGCGACAACGAUACAGGCCGAGUGAAUGCCAUAUGGCCCGGCUCCUCAAAUCACUACGCGGAAAUCAUUGCCACCCCUCGCUACGAAGAUUUCGAGAUCGAGUACCAGCACAAGAACCCAUGGGCGCACAUCGGCAUGGGCUCCUCGAUGCGCAACAUCAACUUCCCCAACUCCGACGUAUCGCCGUAUCUACAAGUGGAAAACAUCGAUCCGAAGUGGCUGCACGCAAUAGGGUACAGGGGUCCUGCGUUGGAGGUUGAGAACAAGAGGGAAGAAAAGGAGAAGCCUGCGGUUGAGGAAAAGUCGGAUGAGAAGUCUGGCGGAGAGAAGAAAGCGGCAGAGAAGGCAGGGACAGAGUAAUGUAGUGCAAACAAGCUCUCGACUCAUCGAAACAACAAAGCAUAUAACAGCCUGGCAUCUCAACUUAAAAUUAAAAUUGAAUUAUUAUGUCUAGAUAAUC